Nerophis lumbriciformis (worm pipefish) is the source of this 1248-nucleotide messenger RNA. Lineage: Eukaryota; Metazoa; Chordata; Actinopteri; Syngnathiformes; Syngnathidae. The record is from RefSeq and is a predicted model, not a curated record.
CUUGGUGGUCCACCCACCGUGGCGGAGAAGCCAGGAGAUGGAGAGAAACACUAUUACAGUAUGCUGACAGAUGAUGACCUCAUGGCAAAAUUGCUCGAGUAUGGCAUCAAAGCUGGGCCAAUAGUGGGCUCCACCAGGUCCUUGUACGAGAGAAAGCUGAGAAGGCUCCAGGCUAAACGUGGCGCCCCAAAAGUUGUAGAGACCAUUGUAAUUUCUUCUGACGAAUACAAUGAUUGGAGCGUUGGCGAUGAUGAAUCAGAGGCAAAACGGGGAGAUGAAGAGAUUGACGUGCAAAAACGCAAUGAGGUCUCUCAUAAAUCAGUGCAAGAUUCAAAAUGUUCUUCAGAGAACUUUAGCAUCACUGAAAUGGUUGAAAAGAUGGAAAAAAAGAUGUCUCCAAUUGCAGAGAGUGAAUCGAUGGAAAACGAUGUACCCGAGUCUUCAACUCAAUCUAAUGGGGAGCUUACGAAAGAUGACUGGGUACAUAACAUACAGGCUGCACGCACAGUGAUAAAUGUCACUUGUCGGAGGCCCAUCAAGGGUGCAGCAGGAAGGCCCAUACAGUUUAACAACAAAAAAUCUACAUUUCACCCCACCAGUAUGGGGAGAAGAGAAAUGGACCAACAAAUGGUCCCAGUUUACAUCCAGUUUGUGAUGUUUUUAAUAGUUGCCUUUCUGCUCUUUGCUAUUGUUGAAAGCGAGCCAUUGACUCCACUUUUGGCUGUGGUGUAUAAUGCAAUGAAAGGUUUCAUCAAUGCUAGUGUGUCCGCUUUGGUUGGAGAUUGGCCUGAGUCCAUUGGGCUACUGGGUGACGCCGGAGCAGUCAGCGGUGCAUUAGUGGGGGAUGAAGAUUCGGUGGAGGCUGCAGUGGGUGCAGGUGUGCCACUGGGCGAUGCAGAUUUGGUGGACGCUGCAGUAGGCUCUGAUAUGGGCAAGGCUACAGCAAGCACUGGUGUGGUGGUGGAUGAAGAAGAUAUGGUGGAGGCUGCAGUGGGCACAGGUGUGCCACUGGGCAACACAGAUAUUGUGGAGCCCAGAGUAGUCAGUGGUGCGUUGGUAAGGGAUGAAAAUUUGGAAGAGGCUGCAAUGGGUAUAGGUGUGCCGUUGGGUGACAGAGAUAUGGUGGAGGCCAGAGCAGUCAUUAGUGCGUUCGCACAGGAUGAAGAUUGGAUGGAGGCUGCAGUUGGUACAGGUGUGCAACUUGGCGCCGCAGACAUGGUGGAACCUGCAGCAGGAAGUAGUGUGUGA